Messenger RNA from Triticum aestivum (bread wheat), 871 nucleotides. RefSeq lists its product as uncharacterized. The record is from RefSeq and is a predicted model, not a curated record. The transcript has 2 exons. Bases 141 to 821 code for a protein of 226 amino acids. NCBI's taxonomy places the organism in Eukaryota, Viridiplantae, Streptophyta, Magnoliopsida, Poales, Poaceae.
CACCGGCCCUCCAGACUCUCGGAUCGGUACAUUUCGUUCAGAAACAUAUGUCUGGAUGCGUCAGGAUUGUGCUGUUUUAAGUUGCAAAGUUUUGAUUUUUUUUUUCAAAAAUGAUAUUUGUACAUGAUGUGUAGGGAGUCAUGAGUUAUAGGGAUGCUGCAGAGAUGGCUGCUGUGGAGGCCAUGCAGGAAGCUUCUGCUGCAGAGAUUGUGCUCAGAUGUCUCAGUGCCUUCGCGGAUUUGGCCGCCACCGCCGGCAAGCAGUCGCCGCAGCAGACCGUCGACGAGUUCCUGGCGCUCCAAGCCGCGAUCGCCCGCUCCACCGCCGCCCUCGGCAACCAGCAACGGAGUGGCCACGCCGGCGAGUGGAUGCACGCGGCGGUCACCGCCGACCUGGCGCCUUUCUCCCUCUACACCGCCCCCUCGUCGUCCAGGAAGCGCGGCACCGAGUCGCCUGCCGUCUCCGCCUCGCCGAGGACGGUGGCCGCCGCGGAGGAGGCCGCCACCUGGCUGGAGACCGCGGCGAGGGAGCUCGGGGAGGAGAUGUGCGCGUGGUUCGUCGGGCACGUGGACCGGCUGCUCGAAGCCGACGUGGCCGGGACGCUGGGGCAGCUCAAGAGGGUCAACGACUGGCUGGACGACGUCGGGCCGCGGACGGACGCCGUCGAGCGGCUGAAGCAGAAGAUCUUCGGGUACCUGCUGGAUCACGUCGAGUCGGCGGUGGUCGCGUUAAACGGCGGCGUUGCUACCAACCGAAGAAUAUGCUGUGCCGGAGCAAAGCUAAAAUGUACGCAAAUGAUAAUGCCACACAUAUGGUAUUAAGUAACACGGCCCUAACGUUUUUAGGCCCUCAACUAUGUUAUCGGUGCCAU